Molecule: messenger RNA, 1767 nt
Organism: Mugil cephalus (flathead mullet)
Lineage: Eukaryota; Metazoa; Chordata; Actinopteri; Mugiliformes; Mugilidae
Product: signal-regulatory protein beta-2-like
Exons: 6
Coding region: 371-1420 (349 amino acids)
Biological process (GO): response to bacterium
Source: RefSeq, a predicted model, not a curated record
GGGCAGUAACCCCCAAAGUAACACCCCUCCGCACCUCAGAGAGAGGUGCAUUUUCUGAAGUGAAGUUAAAUGAUCUACUUGACAAUUUUUGACACUGUACUGUGGUCUUUUUUUAUGUUUCUGAGUUUAACUCACGUACACGUAGCCUGGCCUCAUGAGGCCAGUAAAACAUAUCAGACUACUUGGAAAAUUGGGCUGUCAAAAUACUUCGUAUGACUAAACCCGUUCGCCAGCCAAUCAAGAGAGCCUUGAUACAUUUGAAACCAAUGAGGUACCUGACAGACCAGGGAAGGUUUCACGUCUGCUGGUCCUCCAAUGAAUAUCUUAAGACUGCCCUCACUGACACAUUUGCAGAUCUGCUGUGUGGAAGAUGGAACUACAAGCAGAGAAGAUGCUGAUGUACCUUCUGUACAUUUCCCUGCUCUGGUCUAUGUGUGAACUGUCAGGUGACACCUCCCAGCCUGCUUCUUUCCAAGCAGUGAAACUUGGAGACACAAUUACUAUCAGAUGCCAUUUUGAUCAUUAUGUUUCAGCAAGAGUAAUAGUGUGGUACCAACUGACCACUGGCAGGAGAUUACAACUAGUGGCUUCAACUGAUACGUUGUACAAUCUGACAACAUACGGAGAGAAAUCUCACCAUUGUUCCGUCAACUCUGACAGGAUGGGAAGUCACCUUGUCAUUUCCACGACUACGUCAGAGGACACUGGAACAUACUACUGUGGACGGAUGGAUCUAAAGGGGGUUCAGUUUCAACAAGGGACCUUUCUGAUGAUAAAAGGUGAGAAGAUGGUCAGCGACUCUGUCGUCCAGAAGCCUCAGUCUCAGUCAGUCCAGUCUGGAGACUCUCUGACCCUCAAAUGUUCAGUUCACCCUGGUCAAUGCACGGCAGACCACAUGAGCAUCAUGUGGCUGAAAAACUCUGAUCAUUCUCUUCCUGAACUGAUGUACUCCUCUGGAAAUAAGAGCAGCGCCUGUCAGAACACUAAGAGUGGAGAAACGACCUGUGUGUACGACCUUCCCAUGAGGAACAUCAGCUCUGAUGAUGCUGGAGUUUACUACUGUGUGGUGACUUCAUGUGGACAAGUACUGUUUGGAAAUGGGACCUGGAUUCACAUUCACAGAGAAGAUCCCAAACCGCUUGAUCUGAGCCCAACCGUUGUUGCACUGAUGCUUUCAAACAUCAUCCUUGGGGUGGUGACACUUCUACUUGCGUGGACACUUUGCAAGAACUGCAAGAAAGAACCCAUGACAUCAUCCAGAUCCACCGAUCAAUCUCCAGAGGUUGACCAAACUAGAGAUGCUGUUGUCUACGCAGCAGUCUGUUCUGCUUCCAGAAUCUCCUCCGGCAGAUCAGCUUCGGUGAAACAAAACAGAGACACGAUCAUUUAUUCGGAUGUCAGAUUCCGCCAGCAAGACUGAGAGACCUCAAAGGAAGGACUCGAGAAAGUGGAAACAACUGGACUAUUGUAGAGUAGCAGGCAUAUGCCUGAACAUUCACGAAAACUGUCGUUUCGUUUUGUCGGUGAGCUGUGCAGCAGAUAAGUGAUCACUAAGGAAACUGCAUUAAUGGAGUUAGUCAAUUUAAUGAGGCUGAACUGAUUUUUUUUUUUUUUUGUAUUUAUACUUGUUUAAGAUGUUUGUUUUGUUUUUUUGAAAAAAAAAAUCUUAUUUCUUCAUGAUUUAGUUCUCUUUUUCGUUUCAUAUCAUUUUAUAAACUGCACUGUAUUACUUAUGAAGAACUUUCAAUAAAGACCAAACAAAAACUA